Gigantopelta aegis is the source of this 1143-nucleotide messenger RNA. RefSeq lists its product as uncharacterized. The record is from RefSeq and is a predicted model, not a curated record. Bases 1 to 1143 code for a protein of 380 amino acids. The transcript has a single exon. Gene Ontology annotation, molecular function: ribonucleoside-diphosphate reductase activity, thioredoxin disulfide as acceptor. Gene Ontology annotation, biological process: deoxyribonucleotide biosynthetic process. NCBI's taxonomy places the organism in Eukaryota, Metazoa, Mollusca, Gastropoda, Neomphalida, Peltospiridae. Gene Ontology annotation, cellular component: cytosol.
AUGUCGCUGCUUACAGACAAAGACUUUGUGGAAGGUUUACCUAGUGCCUUGGACCUGUUUACUAUGCCCCCAUACCAAACGAGCGUGUUUCAACAUUAUUACGUCGAUGUUAGACCAGUCAGUCAAAUUACAGAUUCGUCACCAGUAGAAUUGCAAAUUGCAAAUAGUGGAAGCGACUACGUGGAUUUGAAACGAAGUCGUUUGCAUGUUAAACUGAAAGUGAGUCCUUCCGAGGGUACUGAUCUGGCAAAAGAUGAACACGUGGCAUCAGUAAAUCUAUUUAUGCAAGCUCUGUGGUCGCAAGUCGCUGUGUAUUUACAAGGACAGCUGGUGAGUUCGGCAAACAAUCAUUAUCCCUACAAAGCAUACAUUCAAACCUUAUUGAAUUACAGAGCAGACACUAAACAAUCACAACUUCAGUCUCAGUUGUUCUACAAGAAUCAAGGGGAGACACAAGCAGACAUAGAAACUGCAACCAACGGUGGAUUGUCCGACAGAGGAGUGUUCAUUGCAGACAGCAAAACGGUUUCCAUGGAAGGUCCCCUGUGUGAAGAUAUCUUUAAUGUGGGAAGAUACCUGGUGAAUGGUGUGGAUAUGACAAUUAAGUUAUUUAGGAGCUCCAUCCCCUUUUGUUUGAUGCCUGGGAAGUCGGUUCAAGAGUACAAGAUCGAACUGUUAGAUAUUUACUUCAAGAUAUGUAAACUAAAAAUGAACAGUGCACUUAUUUUAACGCACAACAAGUUGUUUGAAAAGUCUAACUCCUUGUACCCGUUCACUAAAACCGAAGUUAAAAUGAGCAGCAUCUCCUCUUCUCAACAGAGUUACGUUUGGGAUAGUGUCUUUCAGUCACAAUGUCCGAACAGACUGAUUGUUGUGUUUGUUGACGGUGACGGAGUGAACGGAUCAUACACUAAGAACCCGUUUAACUUCCAGAGUUCAUUUGUGAAAACGGUGGGGAUAUAUUUGGACGGUCUCAGUGUGCCCAAUCAACCCAUCGAAGCGAAUGACGUCAGUGCGUACGUGAAUUUAUUCGAAGGUGUUAAUAGAUGGAGCCUGGAUUGUGGAAAUUAUAUUGAAAGAACUGAAUUUUCUUUGGGAAAUGCCCUGUUUGUGUUCAACCUUGAACCUGUUUUCGUGGACUGA